CUCAGUUGACGGUCACACAGUGCGCACCGAGCUGCGUUUUUCGUUGAUAAUUUUUAAAUUUAUUUAUUAGUUUAUUGGUUGGAAACAGAGUUGCCCCCGACUGCCCGCUGACCCCACCCGGGCACCCUCGGUCCAACUUCCCCCGCUUCAACCGACCAUCGGGUAUCGAUAUAUCCGCCUGACGGUAAUUGGAGAACGUUUUUUCCAUUUUAUCUCCACCUUGUCCGCACUUCGUUUUGUGCUCUCUUUGUGCGCUGCCUCCGCUUAACAUUUGGGCCCAAACUAAAGCCAAAGCAGAAAGCCCCGCCGUGUGUGCCUGUGAAAUUGGUUUAAUACCGCCCAAUGGGCCAAUGGCUAAAAUGCAAUAAGAAUAUGUGUGUGCAAUAAUAAUAGAGAACGGGGUGCCCCAAAACAUGAAAAUGGUGCUAGACGCUCCUAACGCCGUGCCGAGCUGGCAUAUUUUGCUUAGCGACGCCGUCGGCGUCGUUUUUUCCGGCCGCGAACUCUGCGCGAGGAAUUUACAACAAAAACAAUGAGAAAAAGAAAUGGCCCUGUCUAAAUGACGUCACAACAAGCCUAACAGAGUGCAACAGACAACAAUGACCGAUGAGCAUAAAAGUAACAUUAACAGUAACAGCAGUAACUCCAGCAACAACAAUAACAGCAAUAACAACAACACGGCAAGUAGCAGCAGUAGCAGUAGCAACAACAACAACAACUGCAACGAGAGCAGCAACAACAACACCAGUAGCAUAAUUGCAGAGGCGGCCGCCAAGUUUCUAUUGAAAAAUGGCCUGAACGGGAGCAGUAGCAGUAGCUUGCCCCCUCUGCCGCCGCCCCUGCCCGCAAGCUUAAGCAGGACGACCACGCCCACGUCUACGCCGACACCUACGCCUACACCCACGCCCACGCCCUUAUCCUGCAGCUCCACCCCCUCAAAUGGCUUUUUGCCGCAUGCCAAGACGCCCAAAAGUAGUAGCAUUAUGGCUGCGUCGGCCGCAGUGGCAGCCACCAUCGUUGGAGCUACUGCGUCCAAGCCCAGCAUUGAUGUCCUGGGCGGCGUCCUGGACUACAGUUCCUUGGGCGGAGCAGCCACUGGUACACUGCCCACCACUGCAGCAUCAGCGGGAACAGUGAAGAUCGCCAAGGGUAGCAACUCCGGCGGCAGCUUUGAUAUGGGCAGGACUCCAAUAUCGACGCACAGCAACAGCAACAACAGCUGGGGCGGCUAUGGCGGCCGUUUGCAGUUUUUCAAAGAUGGAAAAUUCAUAUUGGAACUGGCACGAUCCAAGGAUGGCGACAAGAGCGGCUGGGUCUCGGUCACGCGCAAGACCUUCCGCCCUCCAUCGGCGGCCACCUCGGCCACUGUGACCCCGACGUCGGCGGUGACCACAGCGUAUCCAAAGAACGAGAAUUCCACAUCGCUGAGCUUUUCGGAUGACAACAGCUCGAUACAAUCUUCGCCCUGGCAGCGAGAUCAGCCCUGGAAGCAGUCCCGACCCCGGCGUGGCAUAUCCAAGGAGCUGUCUCUCUUCUACCAUCGGCCAAGGAACAGUGUGCUUGGACGGACUGCUCUCCGGACAGCCUCGCGAAAGCGGCGGCGGCCUCAUGAGCCGUUAUCCAGCAGCGAGGAACAGCAGCCGAUGUUCGAGGCGGCGCUCAAGGCGGAGAACGGCGACGAUACUCUUAAGGCGGAAGCUUCGGAGGCCGUAGGAGAAGGCGCUCCGUCGGAAACAUCCGCAAAUGAGAUUACAAGUGACAAACCGGAAACGAUCAAAUGCGAGGAGGAUGCUGAAGGGCCCGAGAAGGAGCCCAAGAAGGAGGGUAAAGAUGAAAGCGAGUCAAAAGAAGCGGCGUCCACCCUAAAGGAUGAUGCCAAACCAAAAGACGAGACUGUUGAGAAAAUGAAUACGAGCGAGGACGAGGAAGCCAUGACGGCGCCACCCAGCGUAAACACGAUUCCCGUGAACGGUGACCUAAACGGCGAGCUGAAGGCAAGGGUUGGGAAACCAAAGCCGAAACCGCGGGCCAAGCUCAACAGCAUCAUCCAGAAACUAAUCGAUGGCGUGCCAGCACGCCUGGAGCAAAUGACAAAGACACCAGCGGCAGCAGCCACAACGACUACGGCGACGGCAGAGCGAAGCGGGGGCGGAGCCAUCGGAAGUCUUGGUCACCCCUUGACUCAUAAGGUUUCUCCGCCUUCGUCGGGAUCAGCAGCCAGCCGUCUAGUCGAGUACCACCACCAGCACGUUUCACCCAGGAAGAGGAUUCUACGCGAAUUCGAAAAGGUGUCAUUGGAGGACAACGGAGGCGUAAACAACGGUAGUGGUGGUGGAAGCAGCGGAGGAGCCGGAGGCAAGCGAAGCCGCGCAAAGGCUUCUUCAACCUCGUCUUCGGCUGGCAAGGCCUCGCCGAUGAAUCUGGCCCCGCCCCAGGGAAAGCCGAGCCCCAGUCCCGGCUCCAGCUCAUCCAGCACUUCACCAGCGGCAGCAACUACGCAGCCCACGCGACUGAACAGCUCCUACAGCAUACACUCGCUUCUAGGUGGGAGCAGUGGCAGCGGCAGCUCAUCCUCCUCAUCCGGCAAAAAGAGCGGCGAACACCCGGCGGCUAUAAUCAGCAAUGUGCAUCACCCGCACCACUCCCUAUACCAGUCCAGCUCCUCGAGCUAUCCACGAGCUCUGCUUACCUCGCCCAAGUCGCCGGAGGUGAGCGGCAGCAAUGGAGGCGGCGGAAAGUCUCCCUCGCACGCUGGAACUAAGAAGCGUUCUCCACCGUACACGGCAGGAUCGCCGCUGCCAGUGGACUAUGGUCACUCCUUCUACAGGGAUCCCUAUGCCGGAGCAGGUCGCCCUUCCACAACGAGCUCGGCGUCGCAGGACCUGUCGCCGCCCCGCUCCUCGCCAGCAUCGCCCGCCACGACGCCGCGCACUGUGCCCAAAAAGACUGCAUCGAUCCGGCGCGAGUUCGCCUCGCCGUCAGCCAGCAGCAGCAGCUGUCCCUCGCCCGGAGAUCGGAGUGCCUCGCCUCCGGACCGGCGGCACUUGCAGCAGCAGCCGCACCUGCAGCGCAGCUCGCCGCUGCACUACUACAUGUAUCCGCCACCGCCUCAGGUGAAUGGAAACGGAUCGGGCGGCAGUCCGACCUCGGCGCCAGUGACGUCGAGCAGCAGUGCAGCUGCAGCGGCGGCGGCAGCAGCGGCCGCCGCGGCCUACAUUCCCUCGGUGGUGUCGCCGUCGCUUUACCACCCUUACAUAUCCACUCUUGCGGCGCUGCGGCACAAUCCGCUGUGGAUGCACCACUAUCAGGCAGGAGCUUCGGCGCUACUGCCACCACAUCCACAAGCCAACAGCUCCGCGGCUGCCGCUGCUGCAGCUGCAUCUGCUGCUGCGAGACUUUCGCCCCAAUCGCCCUAUCACGCGUUCGCGUACAACGGAGUGGGUGCGGCCGCUGUAGCGGCUGCAGCAGCUGCCGCCGCCUUUGGACAGCCCGCUCCCAGUCCCCACACGCAUCCGCACCUUGGCCAUCCGCACCAGCAUACGCACCCGGCUGCACUGACCACCCACCACUCGCCCGCUCACCUGGCCACGCCAAAACUGACUGAUAGUAGUACCGACCAAAUGUCUGCAGCGUCCAGUCAUCGCACCGCCUCCACUUCGCCGAGCAGCUCGAGCGCAUCCGCCACUUCCGGCGCCAGCUCCUCCGCAAUGUUUCAUACUAGUAGCCUAAGGAAUGAACAAAGUUCAGACUUACCACUGAAUCUGUCAAAGCACUGAGACAUACACACGCCCCAGCUGCCCCAGUUUCUGGGCCAACCAUCGAGUUAAGUACAUUAUCGCACUAGUAGCGCAUAAGACGACAUUCAACUACACGUAACAUUAUUUCAUAGGCUCGCUGCUAAUUUAGUUUAAACCUAAUUGUUUUAGCCUAAGCCUAAUCGUAGGUUCACAAUUAAGGCCGAACAUUUAAAUAACAAAUACGAAAAGAGAAGAAAAACUACGAGGAAAAACUCAA
Drosophila gunungcola (fruit fly) is the source of this 4014-nucleotide messenger RNA. It is a transcript of the gene H, whose product is annotated as protein hairless. The coding region runs from base 600 to 3776 and encodes 1058 amino acids. The transcript is spliced from 6 exons. Lineage: Eukaryota; Metazoa; Arthropoda; Insecta; Diptera; Drosophilidae. The record is from RefSeq and is a predicted model, not a curated record.